GAACCAUUCCUGAUAGACAGACGGACAAAGAUUUCCGGUAGCAGGCACCCAGAGAGAGAGAGAGAGAGAGAGAGAGAGAGAGAGAGAGAGAGGGAGAGAGAGAGGGGCAGGCCAUGAAGUCGGCCAGGAGCCUGUCGAGAGGGGACGGGCGGCGGCUGGGGAAUGCGUCGCUCAUCGCCUUCAUGCUCGCGUCCCUCGUCCUGCUCUCCGUCAUCAGGACGAGGCUCUCCCCCAUGGAGAAGACGGGGGACGCCAUCAAAGCAGAGGAGCGGCAUGGGAUGAGCAAGGGAAGCGUCAAGGUGGAGGUCGCCCAUGAAGCUGUGGUCACAACUCCGGAUUCAGCUGCGGAGGAGGAGGAGGAGGAGGAAGAAACUCCGCCCAAACCCGCCGACACGUCGUCCCGGGGUGGCGUGAGCGUGCCCGUGCCGGUGAGCACAAGCACCACGCCCGUCCCCGUCGCUGUCAUAGACCGCCAGGGCAAGCCGGUGUGCUACGAGUCGGGCCGGCGGUCGGACACGUGCGAGGCCGCCGGCGACGUGCGCGUGCAGGGGCGCAGCCAGACCAUCCAGGUCCGCCCGCUGGACCGGGAGUGGAAGGUGAAGCCGUACUGCCGGAAGCAGGACGCCUACGCGCUGUCGCACGUCAAGGAAUGGACCCUCCGCCCGCUCUCCGGCGGCGGCCCGCAUUGCACGGUCAACAGCUCCGCGACGGCCUUCGUGAUCUCCACCGGCGGGUUCACCGGCAACCUGUUCCACGACUACACGGACGUGCUGGUCCCGGCGUUCAUCACGGCGCACCGGUUCGGCGGCGAGGUGCAGUUCCUGGUGAGCAGCUUCAAGUCGUGGUGGACCAACAGGUACCUGGAGAUCUUCCAGCAGCUGAGCAGGCACGAGGUGAUCGACAUCGACAACGACGACGAGGUCCGGUGCUACGGGAGCGUGGUGGUCGGGCCGACGUUCCACAAGGAGCUGGGCGUGGACGCGUCCAAGACGCCGACGGGGGCGUCGAUGGUGGACUUCCGCGCGAUGCUGCGGGGCGCGUUCGGGCUGUCGCGCGCGGCGGCCGAGCCGAGCGGCGACCGGUGGGACAUCCGGCGCCGGCCGCGGCUGCUCAUCAUCUCGCGCAAGAACUCGCGCGCGUUCCUGAACGAGCGCGCCAUGGCGGACAUGGCCAUGAGCCUCGGGUACGACGUGCGCGUGGGCGAGCCGGACACCAACACGGAGGUGUCCAGGUUCGCCCGGCUGGUGAACUCGGCGGACGUGAUGGUGGGCGUGCACGGCGCGGGGCUGACCAACAUGGUCUUCCUCCCCGCCGGCGCCGUGCUGAUCCAGGUGAUCCCCUACGGCGGGCUGGAGUGGCUCGCCCGCGGCACCUUCGAGGAGCCGUCCAAGGACAUGCAGCUGCACUACAUCGGCUACAAGAUCCAGCUCGACGAGACGACGCUGAGCGAGCAGUACCCCAAGGACCACCCGGUGCUCACUGACCCGCUCUCCAUCCACAAGCAGGGGUGGGAGGCGCUCAAGACGGUGUACCUGGAGAAGCAGAACGUGAGGCCGCACCUGGGCAGGCUCAAGCUCACCUUCCUGGAGGCGCUCAAGCUGCUGCCCCAUGGGCGCCAGGCCAAGGCCAACAACUGAGCGCGGCAAUGGCCGGGGCCCUAUCUGAUCAUGGAUGUAAUGAUCCGAUGUGUACAUUGCGCGCGGUCGAUGAAUCGAUCAAUUCCAUGAUGGUUAAUCCUGGAGUAUAGGCAGAAGAACAUAUAUAGGGGUUUGUUGGUGCUGUUCUUUCGUUCAGUUUCUUUGGUUGUUUGAAGCCUGCAUCCUGUCUGUAUGAAGUCUACAACUGCAGAAUGUAGUGGUAAGAUGGAAGAAGCAUGUGGAAGCUAAUAAAAGGCGAAGGAUUACAUACUCCUUCGGUGAGGAAA
This is a messenger RNA of Triticum urartu, 1924 nucleotides long. RefSeq names its product alpha-1,3-arabinosyltransferase XAT3. Gene Ontology annotation, molecular function: glycosyltransferase activity. Lineage: Eukaryota; Viridiplantae; Streptophyta; Magnoliopsida; Poales; Poaceae. The record is from RefSeq and is a predicted model, not a curated record.